AUGCAACCAGCGCUGGACACAGUCGCGUCGUGGGCCCGGGACUGGAAGGUGCAGGCGAGCGCAUCCAAGUGCUGCUUCACCACCUUCACCCUCGACCCAAAGGAGUGCGGAGGCAAGGUGGUACCGACGCUGAAGUUCUCAGGAGAACCUCUGAGGUACGACCCGAACCCGACUUUCCUGGGCAUCACCUUCGACGACCAGCUAACCUUCAGCAGCCACAUCUCCUCCCUCAAGGACAGGAUGGCGAAGCGCAGACAGUGCCUGCAAGCACUCGCGGGGAAGACCUACGGAGCGCACCGCAGGACUCUCCGAACGGCCUACAUCACCUACAUCAGAUCGGUCUUCGAGUACGGUGCGGCGGUGUACUUCACUCACGCCUCCCCCGCCCUGCGCGUCAAGAUCGAAACUGAACAAAACAGGUGUGCCCGCAUAAUCACCGGAUGCAUCCUCCCGACUAACACAGCGGCUCUGCUGGCGGAGGCGGACCUCCCCGCCCUGACAGUACGGGCCAAGGAACUGGCAGCUACCGAAGCCAGCCGCAUCGCUCGCCUGCCAGCGGAAGACCGAGCCAAGCAGCUGCUGGAACGAGACCCCCGACCUCGCCUCAAGUACCGCGCGCACGAGGCCUGGAAACGGGCCUGCGCACAAGCUGCUGAGGAGGGACGACCGGAGCCAGCCCUGCCGGAUGAAGACGCCCUGCUGCCCCACAAGCCAUGCCUACGCAGAGUGGGCCAGUGGACUCUGAGGGAGGCGGGAGUGUCGGGCUGCCCAGCGGAGCCGUUCCUGAGGGUGUCACCGGAGCCGCCGUGGUCGGCCCAUCAGGGGUCAGUGACCUUCAUCGUGGACCUACCAACCACCACGCGGCGGACAGACCCACCUGACAAGAGGAGAGAGGCGGCAGAGCGCGCCCUGGCCGCCCUGCCCGCGCCAGACUGCUCCAUAUGGAGUGACGGCUCGGCGGCCGGAGGCACGUCCAACGGAGGAGGAGGAGCGGCCAUCAUCCUGCACCGGGAGAACGACCGCAGGAUCGAGUGCCUGGCAGCUGCAGGCACCCACUGCAGCAGCACCAGGGCGGAGCUGGUGGCAGUCCGGGAGGCACUUAAGUCCCUGGCGAGCCUGCCGGCCGACUCCCUAGACGCCAUCAAGGAGAUCCGCCUUUGCACCGACUCCAGGGCGUGUCUACAGACGCUCCAGCGCGGGCAGGCAGCCCAACAGGAGGAGCUACCGGCGAGCAUCUGGGCCUCUCUCCAUGACCUCACGUGUUCCGGGAAGCACGUCACCCUCCAGUGGGUACCGGGGCAUGCUGGCAUCCCUGGUAAUGAGGACGCCGACAGGCUAGCCAACCGAGCCGCGGCAGAGCUAAGCCAGGCAGCGGUCCCGCUGGACAUGGCCGGCGCCCGAGCGGCGAUACGCCACAGAUCCGCCGAGUGGACCGCAGCCCGAGCCAAAGCUCAUCCUCACCUACCACCCACGCCCGGACACGAGGACCUGACCAGGUGGGAGCAGGUGACACUGUCUCAACUGAGAGUGGGAAGAUCAGUGCUCACAAGGAAGACUCUCCACGAGAUCGGUCUUGCGACAAACCCCGACUGCCUGAACUGCGAGGAGGAAGACUCGGUUGCACACUUGCUGACCGAAUGCCCAGCGUACGCCCGCAUGAGGUCCCGCCUGUGGGGCGGACCUCUGCCGAGCCUGGGGCAUGUGCUGGGCGGAUCAGCGACUCUCAUCUUCGAGUACCUGCGGCGGGUGGGCCGUGUCGACCCCCCGGUCGACGCUGCCACGGCCGUGGCCGCCCCGGCGGCCACGGCGUGA
Messenger RNA from Amphibalanus amphitrite, 1812 nucleotides. RefSeq lists its product as uncharacterized. The transcript has a single exon. Bases 1 to 1812 code for a protein of 603 amino acids. Gene Ontology annotation, molecular function: RNA-DNA hybrid ribonuclease activity; nucleic acid binding. Gene Ontology annotation, biological process: DNA replication, removal of RNA primer. The record is from RefSeq and is a predicted model, not a curated record. NCBI's taxonomy places the organism in Eukaryota, Metazoa, Arthropoda, Thecostraca, Balanomorpha, Balanidae.